Messenger RNA from Diuraphis noxia (Russian wheat aphid), 2789 nucleotides. It is a transcript of the gene Cand1, whose product is annotated as Cullin-associated and neddylation-dissociated 1. NCBI's taxonomy places the organism in Eukaryota, Metazoa, Arthropoda, Insecta, Hemiptera, Aphididae. The record is from RefSeq and is a predicted model, not a curated record. Gene Ontology annotation, biological process: SCF complex assembly.
UAAUUAUAACCAGAAAGGAUUUGAUUGCAGAUAUGUAUAGAAAUGUAUCAAAAUCAUUGAUACAGAGAUUUAAAGAAAGAGAAGAAACUGUUAAAAGUGACAUAUUACAUGUGUACAUGACAUUGUUGAAACAAACAAAGUUGACUAGUAGUAAUACAACAGCUGAUAUGGCUGAUGAGGAUUCAGCUAUGUACCUUCUUCAAUCCCAAGUUCCUGCAAUUGUUAGAGCUAUACAUACUCAAAUGAAAGAGCGUAGUGUUAAAACUCGUACUGACUGUUUAGCUUUGUUGAAAGAACUUGUCAUUGUUCUACCCGGUGCUCUUACCAACCAUAUAGGAACUUUGAUCCCUGGAAUUCAAUAUUCUCUAAGUGACAAAAAGUCUAGCAGCAACAUGAAAAUUGAUACAUUAACAUUUAUUUAUUGCGUGUUGACAUCACAUGCUCCUGAAAUCUUUCAUCCUUGGGUAGAACAAUUAAUUCCACCCAUUAUAACUGCAGUUGGUGAUCCAUUUUAUAAAAUCACUGCAGAAGCACUAAUUGUUCUACAGGAAAUGGUCAAAGUCAUUCGUCCUUUAGAAAAUAAAUUAGAAUUCAAUUUUAUGGUAUACGCUGUACCGUUGUAUAAUUGCACAUACGCUCGUUUAAAAACAUCAGAUAUUGACCAAGAAGUAAAGGAACGCUCAAUUUCUUGUAUGGGACAAAUAAUAUGCAAUUUAGGUGAUGUUUUACAAGCUGAGUUGCAAGUGUGUUUACCUAUAUUCUUGGAUCGUUUGCGCAAUGAAAUUACUAGACUUACUACUGUUAAAGCACUCAUUAAAGUUGCUGGGUCACCAUUGAAAAUUGAUUUGACUUCUAUUCUGACUGACGGUGUAUUAAUUUUGGCAUCUUUCCUUCGAAAAAAUCAGAGAGCAUUGAAAUUGAGUACUUUAACUUUACUUAAUAUGUUGCUAAAUAAUUUUCAUGCCGAUUUUUCUGCUGAUUUACUAAAAAAGAUACUCGUUGAAUUACCACAGUUAAUUAAUGAAUCAGAUUUACAUAUUGCUCAGUUAACACUUUCUUUACUUACAACAAUAAUAAAAAUCCAACCGUUGGCUAUGUCAUAUUCUUCUAACAUAAUUAUGCCAGAAAUUAUGACUUUAACUAAAUCUCCGUUACUGCAAGGUGCUGCCUUGAAUGCUAUUUUAUUAUUCUUCCAAUCCUUGGUUGCUACAAAUGUUCCACAGUUUGGUUAUCAAGAGUUAGUAACACUUUUAAUAUCACCAUUGAUGGCUCAGCCAGUUGGUACUCCAGCUCUAACUUUACAUAAACAAGCUUACCAUUCAUUAGCCAAKUGUGUAGCAGCACUAACAGCCACACAGCCAACUCAAGCAAUGGGUAUUAUAAACAGUUUCAUGUCCGAAUUAAUUAAUCCAACAAACGACCAACAACAUAUUUUUUCGUUGCUAGUAAUUGGUGAAGUUGGAAGACACAUAGAUUUAAGUUCUGUAGUUAACUUGAAGGAAACUAUAUUGCAAUCAUUUUUGUCAAAUUCUGAAGAAAUAAAAUCAUCAGCAAGUUACAGCUUAGGUAGCAUUUCUAUUGGAAAUUUGGAACAAUAUUUGCCAUUCAUAUUAAGAGAGAUUGAUUUGCAACCUAAACGUCAAUAUUUAUUAUUACAUUCCUUAAAAGAGAUUAUCACAUUUGAGUCGUCUACACCUAAUGGUAUUGAAAACCUGAAACCUUUUGUCCCAGCUAUUUGGCAACAACUGUUUAAACACUGUGAAUGUACAGAAGAAGGUUCACGUAAUGUGGUUGCUGAAUGUUUAGGAAAACUUACAUUAAUAGAUCCAUACAAUUUAUUGCCAAACUUGCAAUCAUCACUAUCCUCUUCAUCUGCACUUAUGAGAACCACAUUAUUGACGGCUGUUAAAUUCACCAUAUCUGAUCAACCUCAACCAAUCGACAUGUUGCUUAGACAGAAUAUGGAUCAGUUUUUAAGUGCUCUUACUGAUCCAGAUAUAAAUGUUAGACGAGUAACAUUAAUUGCUUUUAAUUCAGCUGCACAUAAUAAGCCGUCGUUGGUCAGGGAUCUACUCGACACUGUUCUCCCUAAACUAUACGCUGAAACCAUUGUGAAGAAAGAACUCAUACGAGAAGUUGAAAUGGGUCCAUUUAAGCAUACUGUUGAUGAUGGGUUAGAUAUAAGAAAGGCAGCUUUUGAAUGUAUGUAUACACUGUUGGACUCAUGUUUAGACCGUUUAGAUAUAUUCGAAUAUCUUAAUUAUUUGGAGAAUGGACUUCGUGAUCAUUAUGACAUCAAAAUGCUCACAUACCUAAUGGUUUCAAGAAUGGCUCAAAUCGUACCAAGCGCUGUAUUACAAAGAUUGGAUAAAAUUGUUGAACCUUUAAAACAAACAUGUUUAUUAAAAAUUAAAGCAAACUCAGUGAAACAAGAGUUUGAAAAAAUGGAAGAACUUAAGAGAUCUGCUAUGCGAGCAGUUGUUCAUCUACAAACUAUACCCGAUUCUGAUAAAAAUCCACAUAUGAGUGACUUUGUAUGUCAAAUUAAAAACACACCAGAUUUAAGUGCUAUUUAUGAUACGAUUCAAAGAGACUCUUCAGGGUUGGUGUCCGAUAAUCAUAUUACACCUAUGGAAGUUGGCGAAUAAUUUCGAUAAAUAUUAGAAUAUUUAUAUCCUACUACAACAUUAAUUCAUUUGGUUUCUACUGAUAUGUUUUUACAAAAAGAAAUCAAAAACUUUGUAAAUAAUAAUUUGUAUGUGUAUAUGCAAGAUUUAAUUUAUACAUUU